AUGAAAUGGAUUUCGGGAGAUGGUGAAGGAGAAGAUGAAAUUCACACGAUUGUGUUUAAGAAAUCAGUGGAGGAGAUCACAUACUCUGCUUUGGUUGAGCGUAUUUGCAGAAAGAUAAAGGUAGAUGGAUAUAAGGUGGAAACGAAGAUUAGUUACUUUCCAAUGGUCUUGUAUUCAAACAAGCUAUCAUAUGUCUGGAAUGAUGAAGAUGUUUUUGGUUAUCUACUGCAAGUAAAUCAUGAGAAGUGUAGAAGUGUUCUACAUGUGGAGUUCAACAAAACGGUUCAAGAAGAGGAUGAUGAAGCUGAUGUCUAUGUCGGUCUAUCCGAUAGAGAGGCUACUGAUGGAGAGGCUACUGAUACAUGGGCUACUGAUAGAGAGGCUUGUGAAGCAGAUGGUGUGCUCACACUUUACGAUGACAUUGAAAUUCAUGGUAAUGUCACCGAAAGAGAUGCGAUUGUGAUUGAAGAUACAGAAGCAAGACCAUCAGUUGAAGUAACCCCAGCUGUCAAGGAACGGGAUGAUGGUAUGGAUUUGGCUGUAGGUCAAGAAUUUAGAACCAAGGAGGAAGCACAAGUUCAUAUUCAGACGGCUUCACAUCUGAAGUGUUUUGAGUAUGAUGUAAUUAAGUCGGACACUAAGAGAUAUGUGAUAAAAUGCCGAGCAGCCAAAGAAGGCUGCAAGUGGUAUGUGCGUGUUGCAAAGUUGAUGAAUUCAGAUAGUUGGACGAAGGGAGGCACACCAGGAAUCGUUGCAGCUGUUUUGGCUCAAGAUUAUCCCGGUAGUUUAGACACACCAGCUCCCAACGCCUUGAUCCAGCUGGUUCAUCACAGGGUGGCUGUGAAAGUAUCAUACACAACGUCAUGGAGAGGAAAAAGAUUAGCUGCUAAUAAAGUGCGAGGAAGUCCAGAAGAGAGUUAUACUUUAUUAAAUUCUUAUAUGCACAUGCUAAAGCAGUCGAAUCCUGGCACAGUAGCUCGAGUGGUUGUGGAUGAGGCCCAAAAGUUUAAAUAUCUGUUUUUUGCUUUGGGAGCUAGCAUAGAAGGGUUUACCGCUAUGAGGAAAGUCCUCAUUGUCGAUGCAACACACCUGAAGAAUGUUUAUGGUGGAGUUCUAUUUGUUGCGACUGCUCAAGAUCCCGAUCAUCACCACUAUCCAAUUGCGUUUGGUAUUGCAGAUGGUGAGAAAGAGCAUAGUUGGGUGUGGUUUAUGGAACAGUUGAAAUCAGUGAUAUCUGAUGUUCCUGGAUUGGUGUUUCUUUCAGAUAGAAACAAAAGCUUGAUCAAGGCAGUAAGUCUAGUGUUCCCUCAGGCCGCUCAUGGUUAUUGUAUAUGGCAUUUGGCUCAGAAUGUUAAAGUACAUGUCCGUAACAACAGAGAAACUUGCACGUUUAAGUUUAUGGGCUGCGCACACGCUUAUACAGAGGCUGAGUUCUUGAACCUUUAUAAUGCUUUUCGCAUGAGGUAUCCUAGCGCAGCGGAGUAUCUUGACAAAAGUGUUGAAGAGAGGAAAUGGGCGAGAUGUUACUUUGAAGGAGAUAGGUACAAUGUUGACACCACCAAUUCAGUGGAAUCUUUUAAUGGUGUUAUUAGUGACGCGAGAAAGUUAAACAUACUACCAAUGUGUGAUUUCAUCAUUGGGAAAAUGGCUGAAUGGUUCAACAUACAUAGGAAGGAGGCAGCUGAAAUACCACCCGCACUAAAGCUUGUUCCUAUUGUGGAAGCGGAAAUGUCUAAAAGAUGUGUUGAUGCAGGGUUUCUUUCCGUUGUCGAGUUAAACAGCUUCCAUCUUGAGUACAGUGUCUCAGGAAGUGACGGGAAGCAUUAUACCGUUGAUAUGGCUAUGAUGACUUGUAGCUGUGAGCAAUUUGAUAAAGACAAAUACCCAUGUGUCCAUGCAGUAGCUGCUGCCACAUUCAUGACUGAUAAAGCGGGAAAGGAACUUCAUCUAUCUGAGUAUUGUUCUAAGUACUAUUUAGUGGAGCAAUGGGCUUUGGCUUAUCACAGGACAAUAUAUCAUGUUCCUCAUAUGUCUGAUUGGAUUAUACCUGAAGAAGUUAAAGCAAUGAAAGUGCUUCCUCCAGAUUAUGAAGUCAAAAAAGGAAAACCGCAGCAAACUCGAUUUCCAUCGGCAGGAGAAUCUCGUGGAAGAGGAAAAAGAGGCAAAGGGAGAGCCAGCGGCACAGGUAGAGCCAGCGGCACAGGCACCGCUAACGGCACAGGCACCGCUAACGGCACAGGCAGUACCAGUGGCGCUGGCAGUUCCAGCAGCACAGGCAGAGCGAGAGGAGGAGGUAUGGGAGCGUAUUUUGAAUGUGGAAUUGGUGCAGGUCCAGGUGUUUGA
Molecule: messenger RNA, 2343 nt
Organism: Brassica rapa (field mustard)
Lineage: Eukaryota; Viridiplantae; Streptophyta; Magnoliopsida; Brassicales; Brassicaceae
Molecular function (GO): zinc ion binding
Source: RefSeq, a predicted model, not a curated record